AUGGAUGCCGCAGAUGAUGAUAAAGAUGUUCGUCUCCAAAGGGAGUCGGGAGAGCUCUUGGAAGAUUUCGAAAAAUCACUCCACCCGUUCCUCUACAAUGUUACUAAUAAGGGUCAAUUACGAAGAAGAGUUCGCAUAAGAGAGACAGAUAGAUUGACAGCAUUGCUAGACAAUUUCCAAGAGCUUCCUCAACUUCUCGAUCCACACCUUCAGCGACUGGUACCCAUACUAGCUGAUGCCUUUAUUACCUCCAUAUCGAAACCACCUGUGAAGUCUGAGACUCAUGCUCAACUUCUUAUGCCUCUAUCAAAAGCGAUUUGUCGAUUACUCUAUACGUUUUGUAAGGUUAGAGGGGAGAAAGUUAUUGUCCAGUUCCUAAGUACUGAAGUCAGACUACUUGAUUUGUUACUUUCUGCUAUGGAAAACGGUACAUGGAUAGAUGAUGACGCAUGCGAAAAGUCAACAGAAGAAGUAUGGGGCUGGGAGGAACGAUAUAUCAAUCUGCUGUGGCUUUCACAAUUAAUCAUGGCCCCUUUCGCUCUCCAUUCCUUGUCGGCUAGUCCUCCGCCCAGUGGUGCCGAGUUAUAUCUUUCAGAUUUUAGAUUACCAUCCAACACUCCGGGCGUAGCUUUACGGUCUAUCGCGUUAGCUGUCAAAUAUCUCUCAUCCUCUGGGAAAGAAAAGGAUGCUGCAAAGAUCUUACUAGUGAGAGUUGUUCUCCUUAAGGACAUGCAAGAUCUUGGGCUCCUUAAUUCUACGGUGAUGUGGGCAAUAUCUGCUUUGAAUUCGAUUAACACGAAUCGGAAUAUACAUCACAUCAAUGGCGUUCUGUCUUUUCUUUCUGGGGUUCUCAAAUCAUCCACGGAUACCCCUUAUAUGGACUCUAGCUUAGAGCCAGUAUUUCACGCAGUGUUUAACUUUGUGGAAUCCUCAGAUCGAUCUUGCAAAGAAGUCCAAAGCUCCGCUGUUGCGCGAAAGUUUAUCGUGAACAUUUUCCGUGGUAUUGCUUUGCUCAACUUACGCCCAUCUUUCACAACCAUAGAUGAUACUUUGAGUGACUCUGUUGAUUUUAUGUUACAAUCGCUAUUGGACCCGUCAACACCGGUAAGGCUAGCCGCUAGUAAAGCAUUAAGCGUUGUUAUCUUAAAAGUCGAACCUGAACAAGCCUAUGAAUUUGUGCUUGCAAUUUUCGAAAUGUUAGAAGCGCUGCCAACCACCGAUGUUUUGAAUUGGCAUGGUCAAAUAUUGACACUAUCCCAUCUGUUAUAUCGACAUGCAGCACCUCCUCAACUGCUCAAUAAAGUGAUUGUUUCUCUACUCAAAGCUUUAUCGUUUGAGGGAAAGUCGACAUCAGGUAGCUCUAUUGGAACUAAUGUACGAGAUGCUGCAUGCUUUGGAAUAUGGGCUUUGGCUCGACGUUACUCUACGGCUGAAUUACAAGACAUUGACAUAAAAUCCGAAGGGUUUCGUCAUGGAACAAAUAUUAGCUCUACUAUACAAACUCUAGCAACACAUCUCGUUGUUUCCGCAUGUCUGGAUCCUGCUGGCAACAUUCGCCGAGGAGCUUCUGCGGCCCUUCAAGAAUUGAUAGGUCGUCACCCAAAUACCAUCAUUGAAGCACUCGAAUUAGUGCAAAUUAUUGACUACCAUGCUGUUGCUCUUCGAUCUCGGGCUAUAUUAGAGGUCGCGGUUUCAGCUGCUACACUGGCCUAUAAAACCGAUGAUGAAAUAUCAUGGCAUCACUAUGGGGAGGCAAUUCUGGAAGCACUCCGAGGCUGGCGUGGAGUUGGUGACGCCGAUCUUGUCACAAGACGAAAUUGUGCUGAAGCAUUCCGUCUUAUAAAUUUUCCAAGUGAUGCCAGCAACAAUUCUACCACAUAUAGAAGUUCUUACGAAACCCUGUGUUCAUUGGAUCAACAGCUCAAUGACCUUACUGUUCGCCAGGUUAAUGAGCGACAUGGGCUACUACUUUUUAUAGCUGCUGCAAUUCUUGAAUGUCCGAAUUUUAACGAAAUAGACGAUCUUAAUGUUUCUUUUCAAGCGUAUUCGGACCAAAUACUCAGGAUGCUUACUUCUUAUAUAUCAAAUGUCACCACCCCACAAGGUUGGCGACGUCCUGAGUUGAUCGCCGAAGCUUUAUCUUGUGUCAUUUUCCAUUCUUUCCGUGUAUUCGGGACAUCGGUAAUACUUGGAGGAAACCUGGGAUCGCCUCCCGCAGAUAGUGAUAAAUCCUCGUGGUUACGUAACUCGAAGACAAGAAAGGUCAUUAUGUUUGAAUAUGAGGAACCUUACGCAGAACAUAUGGUUAGCGCCUCUGGUCAUCAAACAAUCUCUGGAAUACUGGGCAAUGUCAUGGGCGUGCUUGACUCUCCCGAUGGUCAAACCGAUGCCAAUUCCCAUGAUUCAAACGGUAACAUCUUGGCCUUCCAAUCACUUGUUAGAAACUUCAUUGGGAACUUUAUCGAUACUGGGUCUGAAGAUUUGGUGACUUUUCUAUCAGCUUGUCAUCGUAGAUCAUUCUUUUGGGCCUCUGGUAGCUAUCGGGGUCUUGAGACCGAUCGCAUGCUAAAGCGAAUUACUCAAGUCGGAAAUACUAAGAGUACAUUGACCUUUUCUAUGCUCUUGAUCUCAUAUUCAUUGUUCAAGAACGACCUGAAGAAUGAAGUGUCCGAAAUACCUCGAGAUGAUUGGACCAAUACUAUUCCUAUUACAAUACAUGAGAGCUGGAAUUCCACCGAGAAUAUCCCCAGACGUGUUUACGAUAUCAAGACACGAUUAGCUCUACUUCCGUACUUUGCAAGAGAAAGCAAAGCACUCGGUUGUCAUAUUAUUCAUUUCUGGGAUAUUGUUUCUCAUGGUCUUGAUGACUAUCAUACGGACCCAGCUCAAGGCGAUAUUGGUUCUCGAGUCAGACUAGAAGCAAUCAAAGGAGCUGCUGCUAUUUUCCUAUCCACAGAUUUGAGAAAAAAUCUAACCAAUAUGGAAGUGUUCUCGACAAUAUUUGGAAAGCUUCUACGGCUUUGCACAGAGAAAUUGGAUAAAGUUCGAACAGAAGCUAAAAAAGCUCUUUUGGCUAUUCUUCCAACGAUUGUAUCUAGUUCCAAGGUGUUGUCGUUUGAGCAAAGUUCUAUUUCUUCUUAUGAACAUUUCCGGUUUAUACUAGACCUGCAAAGUUUAGAUCGCCUAUCCGCGAACACAGCCACGAAUGAACUCCAAUGGCUUCCUUCGUGGACGGAUAAAUUAUUGGAAGGAUUUGUAACUUCAACUCACGCAGGAACAGAAGAUCUACGCCGCGUUAGCAUCGCUGCUCUGAUCGAUUUCUGUGAAGGAUCCCUAGCGAAUAGAGAAUUUAUUGGAGCUGCACUUGUCAGAAAUCUAAAAUUCCAUCAUCGGAAGAAUGAGAAGGUGAUAGUUGGUACACUAGAGACUAUCGCUCUUUUACUAGAUAUGGGACUUAUGUAUCAGAAUGUCGCAGUUGAAUCUAGUCAAUAUCAACUUCUGUGCGCCCAAGUCGCAAAAGAAGCCCUUAGUUCUCGAAUCGACAAAUGUAAAGCAGCAAUUAAAUGUUUUGGUCGUCUAGCAUUGGUAUAUCCAGAAGCAAUGAAUGAGAAUUUGUCAGGGAUGCUUUAUCAUAAGUUCCCGGGUAUUAGAGACGCGGUGGUGGAUGAACUUUGGGAUUUGGGGGUUGAGGGAGUGAAGGGGAUGGAUGUUAAGGAAAUCAAGAAAGGUGAUGAUUUGAGUGGACUUAUUGGGGUGCAGCACAGUAUAUGA
This is a messenger RNA of Botrytis deweyae, 3771 nucleotides long. RefSeq lists its product as uncharacterized. The transcript has 4 exons. NCBI's taxonomy places the organism in Eukaryota, Fungi, Ascomycota, Leotiomycetes, Helotiales, Sclerotiniaceae. The record is from RefSeq and is a predicted model, not a curated record. Gene Ontology annotation, molecular function: beta-tubulin binding; GTPase activator activity. Gene Ontology annotation, biological process: tubulin complex assembly; post-chaperonin tubulin folding pathway; microtubule cytoskeleton organization. The coding region runs from base 1 to 3771 and encodes 1256 amino acids.